CUGGAAGGAAGGAUCCCUGAAUGAAUGCCUGCCUGCCCUGCCUCGCAGUUUCUUGUCUGCUGCCCUUGUUUCUCGACUCCUUCCUCCUCCUACUCCCUACGUUUUUCUUCCCCUCCCUUUCUCUCUCCCUCCGAGUGUCCUCUUCUCCUGCUCCUCCUCCUCCACUCUUUUAAUGUGACGCUCCUCUCGUGAUUUCCCCUGUCUCCUUUCUCUCCUCCUCCUCAUGCCAUGGCGUCUACGCGCGCUCAUUCCAUCGCCUGGCCCGAUUGGAUCGCUGGCUUGCUAUUCGUUGGCUGGGACACGCUUGUUCAACGCUUCCAUGCCCGCCAUGUUCCCCGUCGUCUGCCCCUUCCCUCCCUCUCUCACCUCACCGUCAUGAUCACUGGCGCCACCUCCGGCAUUGGCCUCGACACUGCCAGAGCUCUGGCUCUCUCAGGAGCCCAUGUGGUUUUCGCCGUUCGCAACACCAAUGCUGCCAAUGACCUCAUAUCUCAGUGGCAGAUCAGUCAACCUCAUGGCCAACCGCCCCUCCAGUGCGAGGUGAUGGAGCUGGACUGUCUUUCUUUACAAUCUGUCCGCACACUUGGUGAAACUUGGGAGGCUCGAAAACUACCGCUGAACCUACUAAUCAACAACGCUGGAAUAUUCUGCAUGACUGGCCCCCAGAAAUUUUCGAAAGAUGGCUGUGAGCAGCACAUGCAAGUGAAUCAUCUCGCCCCAGCUCUUCUGACCGUGCUUCUUUUACCAUCAUUAGCGCGUGGAGCCCCUUCUCGAGUGGUUAUGGUUAACUCCAUAAUGCAUUACGUGGGUUUUAUUUCGCCAAGAGAUUUGAGCAUGAAAGCCGAAGGAAGAAAAUAUAAUAAUACUUGUGCUUACUCGAACAGCAAGCUUGCACAGGUUAUGUUCUCCAAUCUACUCCAGCGUAGGCUACCUAAGGAAGCUGGAAUUGACGUUGUCUGUGUGCACCCCGGGGAGGUCAAAUCCAAAGUGGCACGGGACUUGCCUAAACUCAUUCAAAUUGCUUAUCAUAAAUUGUUCUUUCUCUUUAACUCUGAAGAAGGUGCUCGGAGUGUGUUAUUCUGUGCGACUGACAAGCUGGUUCAAGAUCAUGCCCGCCAUCUGCGUAGUCUCGGCUACCCUUUGGCUCCAUAUUUUGGGCCAGAUCUAAAGAUCUGGUCUGUCGCUAAACAGGCACUUGACGUGGAGAAGGCUCACCUGGUUUGGGAAGAGACACUUAAAUUGGUCGAUUUACCAGCAGACUGCAUUGAUACAGCCCUCUCUGGCAGUUUUCUGACCUGAAACACCCAUUAUUUUAGAAGAGAUGUGAUUGGAGAGGGGAUGUAGUUCUGCUUCUUUGGAUAGCAUUUGAUUUGUACAGUAACGUCUUCAAUUGUCACCACUCUUAUUGUGGUCAGUACCUGAGCUUGCUUCUUUUACUGUUUUUUCCAUUUUGCUAGCUGUAACAUGGGUUAACAUUACUCAUAAAUGCUAUGUUAUGCUUCAGCCUCUUCUAUUUAUUUAUUUGUUUAUUUUAGUAUCAGGGGUACCUUUGUGCUAGUUUCCAUCAGGCAAAGUGGGAAUUCAUGGUCGGGAAUUGAACUAACCAAUUUGAACUUUUUUGGUGCCAUCUGUCAUCAUGUAACGGGCGAUCGUCGCUAUAUAUUGGUCUAUUUUGAAACCAAGUGCAUUCUUGCAAAGAAA
Messenger RNA from Physcomitrium patens, 1701 nucleotides. Its product is annotated as dehydrogenase/reductase SDR family member FEY. The record is from RefSeq and is a predicted model, not a curated record. Lineage: Eukaryota; Viridiplantae; Streptophyta; Bryopsida; Funariales; Funariaceae.